AUUAUGUAUUAUCAGCUUCUCAUGUUAACUAAGAUAACUCUGUAUUUAUUACCAUAUACGGAUUGAAUCAAAAUGAAGAAGCAAGAACAGAGCUGAGCAGUAGAUGCGUGGAUACUGACUGACAAGCCUUACUCUCAUCGAUCCAUUCAUUCGGUUAAAUGGCAAAUAGAGCUCAAAUUCCCACAAAAAAUUCAGCACUCAUUGCUAUGAUCGCAGAUGAGGAUACUGUUGUUGGAUUUCUGCUGGCUGGAGUGGGUAAUGUUGACUUGCGAAGGAAGACAAAUUAUCUUAUUGUAGAUUCAAAAACAACUGUGAAACAAAUUGAAGAUGCAUUCAAAGAGUUCACAACUAGGGAAGAUAUUGCAAUUGUGUUAAUAAGCCAAUAUGUUGCAAACAUGAUAAGAUUUUUAGUUGAUAGCUACAACAAGCCUGUUCCUGCAAUAUUGGAGAUUCCUUCGAAGGAUCAUCCUUAUGAUCCUGCCCAUGAUUCAGUUCUUUCACGAGUGAAGUACCUCUUCUCUGCGGAAUCUGUGGCUUCUGGGAGACGCUAAGCUCCUAGUUUAAAGUUUUUUUUUUUUUUUUUUUUAAGAUAUGUGCUUUGUUAUUGGUUAUUGUAGAUUGAGACUAUCCUCUGUCACCUUGUGAGUUAAAUUGUAAGCCAAAUAUUCGUGAUUAUUAUUCGAAUAAAUUAUAUGAUACUGCUGUGGUAAUUAUGAAUUUGCAUCA
Molecule: messenger RNA, 726 nt
Organism: Arachis stenosperma
Lineage: Eukaryota; Viridiplantae; Streptophyta; Magnoliopsida; Fabales; Fabaceae
Product: V-type proton ATPase subunit F
Exons: 5
Coding region: 159-551 (130 amino acids)
Biological process (GO): proton transmembrane transport
Cellular component (GO): membrane; proton-transporting V-type ATPase, V1 domain
Molecular function (GO): proton-transporting ATPase activity, rotational mechanism
Source: RefSeq, a predicted model, not a curated record